Carlito syrichta (Philippine tarsier) is the source of this 3852-nucleotide messenger RNA. RefSeq names its product vacuole membrane protein 1 (gene VMP1). Bases 371 to 1591 code for a protein of 406 amino acids. The transcript has 12 exons. Gene Ontology annotation, biological process: autophagy; Golgi organization. Lineage: Eukaryota; Metazoa; Chordata; Mammalia; Primates; Tarsiidae. The record is from RefSeq and is a predicted model, not a curated record. Gene Ontology annotation, cellular component: membrane; endomembrane system; endoplasmic reticulum.
ACUUCUGGGCGGCGAACACGCGUCUAUGGCGCGAGGUACCUCUUCCGGGGUUCCUGGGCAACAAGUUCCGGUUCAAGAACCACAAGGCAAGCAGUCAUUCCUCUUACCACGCUCACAGGGCCGGAACCAGGAGCCGAAUUGAAAUCCCGCGAGGAUUAACUGAGGUUGCCGAAAGGAGCGGGGAACGUUUUUCCCUCUGGAGGCGGUCUCCGGGAAGAGGAGGGUCACUGGACCGGAAGUGAUGUAGGCGAGUUCCGGUUGGCCGGAGCCCAGCGGCGGGUGUGAGCGUCGUUCAGAAGCGGCUUCCAGGAUCCUGAGAUCCGGAGAAGCCGGGUUCGGAGCGGUUCCUCAAGAGUUACUGAUUUAUGAAAUGGCAGAGAAUGGAAAAAAUUGUGACCAGAGACGUGUAGCAAUGAACAAGGAACAACAUAAUGGAAAUUUCACAGAUCCCUCUUCAGUGAAUGAAAAGAAGAGGAGGGAUCGGGAAGAAAGGCAGAAUAUUGUCCUGUGGAGACAGCCACUCAUUACCUUGCAGUAUUUUUCUCUGGAAAUCCUUGUAAUCUUGAAGGAAUGGACCUCAAAAUUAUGGCAUCGUCAAAGCAUUGUGGUGUCUUUUUUACUGCUGCUUGCUGUGCUUAUAGCUACGUAUUAUAUUGAAGGAGCACAUCAACAGUAUGUGCAACGUAUAGAAAAACAGUUUCUUUUGUAUGCCUACUGGAUAGGCUUAGGAAUUUUGUCUUCUGUUGGGCUUGGAACAGGGCUGCAUACCUUUCUGCUUUAUCUGGGUCCACAUAUAGCUUCAGUCACAUUAGCUGCUUAUGAAUGCAAUUCAGUUAAUUUCCCUGAACCACCCUAUCCUGAUCAGAUUAUUUGUCCAGAUGAGGAGGGCACUGAAGGAUCCAUUUCUUUGUGGAGUAUCAUCUCAAAAGUUAGGAUUGAAGCCUGCAUGUGGGGUAUCGGUACAGCAAUCGGAGAGCUGCCUCCAUAUUUCAUGGCCAGAGCAGCCCGCCUCUCGGGUGCUGAACCAGAUGAUGAAGAGUAUCAGGAAUUUGAAGAGAUGCUGGAACAUGCAGAGACUGCACAAGACUUUGCCUCCCGGGCUAAACUGGCAGUUCAAAACCUAGUCCAGAAGGUUGGAUUUUUUGGAAUUUUGGCCUGUGCUUCAAUUCCAAAUCCUCUAUUUGACCUGGCUGGAAUAACGUGCGGACACUUUCUAGUACCUUUUUGGACCUUCUUUGGUGCAACCCUGAUUGGAAAAGCAAUAAUUAAGAUGCAUAUUCAGAAAAUUUUUGUUAUAAUUAUAUUCAGCAAGCACAUAGUGGAGCAAAUGGUGGCUUUUAUUGGUGCCGUCCCCGGCAUAGGUCCGUCUCUUCAGAAGCCAUUCCAGGAAUACCUGGAGGCUCAGCGGCAGAAGCUUCACCACAAAAGCGACAUGGGAACACCGCAGGGAGAAAACUGGUUGUCCUGGAUGUUUGAGAAGUUGGUCGUUGUGAUGGUGUGUUACUUCAUCCUGUCUAUCAUUAACUCCAUGGCACAAAGUUAUGCCAAACGAAUCCAGCAACGGUUGAACUCAGAGGAGAAAACUAAAUAAGCAGAUAAAGUUUUAACUCCAGAAAUUAGAAUGAAUGGGUUCUGCCUUAAAUUGGGAGGACUCCAAACCAGGAAGGAAAAUGCCCUUUUCCAACCUCUAUCAAUUUUAAAAACUUUUUUUCUUGAAAGCAGUUUAGUCCAUAUUUUGCACUGACAUACUUUUCCUUUGUGUGUUAAGGUAAGGUAUCCACCCUCAAUUCAGUCACGUUGUAUUUUAUUAGGGUGGAAUGUGAUGUUCAGCAGCAAAGUUAAGAAUAACUGGCCUUGAUUUAUUAUUUCAAAAGGCUCACAUAGUACAAUUGGAAAUUUCUGUCAUACACAACAAAAGUUCCUAAGUAUGUUUAAUAUGUCAAGCCGUUUAGGCUUGUCACAAAUGAUUGCUUUGUUUUUCUAAGUCAUCAAAAUGUAUAUAAAUUAGAUUGGAUAACAGUCUUGCAUGUCUAUCAUGGUACAAUUUAAAACGCCAUCCUGCCCAACCUUUCCUUUCUUACCCUCAGAAAAAGGCCAUUUUAUGAUGCAUUGCCCACCCUCUGGGGAAACUGAUCUUUAAAUUUUGAGACAGUAUAAAGAAAAUCUGGUUGGUGUCUCACAAAUGAGCUGACACUAUUUUUUAUUCUGUAUAUUUAGAAUGAAGUCAUGAAAAACUUUAUAAAGACGUCUUUGAUCAUUCCAAAAUUGUGUCUGUUUUCUUGAGCAUUUGACUUUUUACUUCCAUUUAGCUUCUACCGACUGAAUGGCAGUUUUGCUUAAUCCACCAGAAUUUCUUAAGCCUUCAUUUAUUUGCAAGAAAGAGGCACCACUAAGGCAUCUUUUGUUAUGCUGAAAUUGGGCAGCUACUUACUGCUAAAUGGCACCUCUGGGAUUUUGCCUAGCCUGAGGAGUUCUGGUUUGUGAAAACAGGAGAGGAGAGGUGAUAAUGCAAAUCAAAGGAUAUUGGAGAAAGAAAUUACUCAGUUUUUUUUUUAAAUCACACAUUCUCAUAUCUGUUAAUUUUUGCUAGCAUGUACUCUGGUUUUAACAGAAAUUUGCUUUUAUGUAUUACCCAGUUUUCUUGCCUUUCUGUAAGUGUUUUAUGCUUAAUGUGAUUUUGUUUCCGUUGUGAUGUUUCUGAUUGAACUUGUUUGUUUUGUUUUGCUUGGAAGGAAAAUAAACAAUUUCACUUUUUUCCUUUAGGAAAAUUGAUACUGACAUUGUAUCCGAAUAGAAGUUAAAUCAACAGGCCAAAAUGCCUGCUUAUUUGAUCAAAUCCUACCUGAAUGUCUGCUUGUUUUGCCUACGUCGUGACAUCUCCAUGGCUGUACCACCUUGUCGGGUAGCUUAUCAGACUGAUGUUGACUGUUGAAUCUCAUGGCAACAGCAGUCGAUGGGCUGUCUGACAUUUUGGUAUCUUUCAUCUGACCAUCCAUAUCAAAUGUUCUCAUUCAGACAUUACCCAGCAUCAUGGUUUAUGAUCAGAAACGCUGAUCCCUAUGUCUAAUGGCAGUUUUUUGAGUCCUUUAUGCCAAUGAUAUUGCAGCACUGUCAAGAGAGGACUUUAUGGGAAAUUGGGAUCGUCACAAUGACCACAACUACAAAAUAAAGGACACGUAAUCUGCCUUGUAGGUUUUGAAAAGGUUAUUGUACUUCUUAACAAUCUUUUUAUUUUCAGGGAUUUUCUAGCAGUGUGACUAUUACCUGACCUUAUUUGGAAAAUUGUAUCCAAAUGCUUUAUUUUAGGUAGAAUCACAUUAACCAACAUAAUUCUUUAGAUUAACAGUUAAGUAAGUCGGCCUCCAGUUAUGUUUCAUCUCCUUCACCUACAUUUUAUUUGGUGUUUGUCUGAAGAAAGGAAAGAGGACAGCAAAUAAGAAUUGUACUGUUGGUACUAAAUCUUUGGGAUUUAUUGCUAAAUUUGUUUCAAGGUGGUAUAUUAGAAAAAGAAAAGCUUUAUUCCUAGGCUGAUGUUCUGAUUCAUACAUUUGACUUAUGAUGACCAGUUAUCCACCCUAAAGAAUUUGCAUUCAAAGCAAAUGAAGAGCAGCUCUCCGUCUUUCCUCCCUUGAGUGUUCAGAUGUGGCAUGCGCUGGUGCUCCUACUGGAUUCCAGAUGGAGCACUGUGGUAUCCUUCUGUUCCAGUGGCUUGUGUAUUCCUUCUCGUAUCCACCAAAGUGGACACAACUGCAUGGUCCCAGAAAUAUACAGUACCUAGCUGAUGGGAUGCCAGAAAAUUUGCAAGUGGAUGGUUUGAUAAUACUGUAAAUAAAGAGGGCCUGGGAAUUCUGA